GCCCUUUAAGGCUCAAAAUUAACUAGCUAGCUAAUUUAGCUGGUCAAUAUUUGCCCAUGUGGGGAAGUUAGGCUAGCAAGCAUGUUAGCUAGGUAGCCUAGGACAACGAAAACUAAAAGCUUACUUACUGUAUGACCGAGCCAUGGACCGUUUUGCCAACAUAAAAGAGAGGAGGAUGACAUUGGCGUGCAACUAGUCUACAAGUAGGGGAGAGGGAGGGUGACUUGCUUCAUUAUGAACUGUGCUGCUAUUUUGAUACUAACCACAAGUUGUUUCAGUUGGACGUCUGCUAUUUAUCUCCCAAACAGACAAGCAACAAAGAAAUUGAAGUAUCUGCUUGAGCCACCUGUUUAUGCCGAAGUAACCGGCCCUCGGGGAGGAAAUGCCACUUUGCCAUGUGUACUGCGAUUCAAACCAAGCCAUUACAAGGUGAAAUGGACAAAACUGGAACCACUUCGUCAUGGAAACGAGAACAUUGUCAUGAUCACAAACGGUUCAGCCCACAAACCCUAUGGCCUGCUUGGGCCACGGGCCUCGCUUCGUAAGGCUCAUGCCAUGGAUGCCUCACUACGACUCAGCAACCUGGAACUAGAAGACGGUGGUAGAUAUCGCUGUGAGCUGAUCAACGGUAUCGAGGAUGAGAGUGUCAUCAUUACAUUGGGGAUAGAAGGGAUGGUGUUUCCAUAUCAGAGCAAAAACGGCCGCUACAAAUUCACCUACCAGGAAGCUAAGGAGGCCUGUGUUGAACAGGAUGGCACAUUGGCCACAUUCAAGCAGCUAUACAGAGCCUGGACAGAGGGUCUGGAUUGGUGCAACGCAGGAUGGCUCAUCGAUGGGACAGUCCACUACCCCAUCCUGCACCCACGAGCAGAAUGUGGGGGGGAGCUGCUGCCUGGAAUUCGCAGCUAUGGCCCCCGGGACAGGAUCCGGAACCACUUUGAUGCCUUCUGUUUCACCUCUAGAACCACAGGCUUUGUGUUCUUUGUUGGAGGGCCACUCACGUUUGGGGAGGCAGUGGAGGCGUGCAGGGGUGAGGGAGGAGAGUUAGCUCUGGUUGGACAGCUCUAUUCAGCCUGGCGUUUCCUGAGCUAUGACCGCUGUAAUGGAGGUUGGUUGAAGGACGGCAGUGUGCGUUUCCCUAUCACCACCCCUAGAGAGCGCUGUGGCGGUAUUCCCGAGGCUGGGGUGCGCACCUUUGGGUACCCCAGCAAGACCCUGCGUCUCUAUGGUGCCUACUGCUACAGGUAGCUUUCAUGGGACCCAUAGCGUGUGGAACCUACAUCCACUGACUUCAUAGAUCCAAGACGCAGCCAUUGUGAAGACUACCAGUGACCCCUACAGGUUUCAUUACACUUUUCUGCAAUACUACAAUAUGUUAUUACAGGAAACCUCAAAGGUUUAACACCUUUUUUUCAUGGGACACAUCAAUAAAAGCCUGCCACUUUUUUGAGCUUUACUGCUACAGGUAACAACUGCUGUACAUGUUUCCCUGCGUUUGUGUAACAUGCUUUUUGUGAUCUUUGUUAUCCAAGAAGCACUAUUCUAAUGUAACAGGAAAGUUAUUACACAAUGACAAAUUCCUAAAAUGCUGUUAGCUUCUUAUCUGAUGU
Oncorhynchus mykiss (rainbow trout) is the source of this 1610-nucleotide messenger RNA. Its product is annotated as hyaluronan and proteoglycan link protein 2-like. The record is from RefSeq and is a predicted model, not a curated record. Gene Ontology annotation, cellular component: synapse; perineuronal net. Gene Ontology annotation, molecular function: hyaluronic acid binding. Gene Ontology annotation, biological process: glial cell differentiation; cell adhesion; positive regulation of neuroblast proliferation. NCBI's taxonomy places the organism in Eukaryota, Metazoa, Chordata, Actinopteri, Salmoniformes, Salmonidae.